Prorocentrum cordatum is the source of this 547-nucleotide messenger RNA. NCBI's taxonomy places the organism in Eukaryota, Dinophyceae, Prorocentrales, Prorocentraceae. The record is from the annotation of a GenBank genome assembly.
GCCAUCUGUUCAAGGACGGCCUCCAGGAGAGCGACCCGUGGGCGAACAUGGCGGCCAAGAAGCAGCACUCCGGCCACGGCCCCGACUCCCCGUACACCCCUCUCCUGGACGACGCGCAGGCCCACCUCGAGGGGUACGUGCCGAUGGCGGGGGACCCCGGGGACGCUGUUCGCCAACCAGAUUUCGGAAAAGCUAUGGCGGCCGAGGCCGAGCCAGUGACAAUGGCUGGCAUUGCGGCACUCCUCCAGCAGCAGCUCGCCCCGGUCACCAACGUUGUGGAGGACCUCAAAAAGAAGCUCGGGACCUUACACGGCAAGGCCGGGAACCUUGCGGAGACCCUCGGCGGCCGGUUGGGGGACGUGGAGGCGAGCAUCAACUCCACGGAGAUGCGCGUCGAGAAGCUAGAGACCAUGUACGAGACGAUGGCGCAGAAGAUUCUGGGAGGGGACGCGUUCGAGAUGAAGAUCCAGGAGUACAUCAAGGAAACCCCCUCGGCGAGCCCCACCCCGAAAACCACAGCCUCUUCGCUCACGCAGAUGUCCAAGAG